UCUCUCUCUCUCUCUCUCUCUCACUCAGAGAGAUCACUCUGUUCUGGCUGGGUUUAUCAGAAAUUUUAGCUGAUAAAUCAUAGCAGCAUUGCCAUUUUGUUUACAUAUAUAUAUACACAUACAGCCUCUAGUCCAGAACAGAUCCAUACCUCUCCUUUGGGUUUCUUAAUUUACAGGAGAUUUUUUUUUUCCCUUUUUUGAAACCGUAAAUUUUGUGUAUUUUGUUGCUUAUAAUGCAGAGGUUUGUGAGACUCUGUUUUAUGGCUCCCCUGUUUGUGCUUCUUGGGCUUCUUCCUUUAGCUUUUGGUGGCCAUGACUAUGGACAAGCUCUCAGUAAGAGCAUUCUUUUCUUUGAAGCUCAGAGAUCUGGUUACCUUCCUAGUUCUCAGAGAGUCCAAUGGAGGGGUAAUUCUGGUCUCAAUGAUGGCAAGACUAAUGGGGUGGAUCUGGUAGGAGGGUACUAUGAUGCAGGGGACAAUGUGAAGUUUGGGCUACCAAUGGCAUUCACAAUUACAAUGAUGUCAUGGAGCAUAGUUGAGUAUGGUAAGCAAAUGGCUGCAAGUGGAGAGCUCAGUCAUGCCAUGGAUGCUGUUAAGUGGGGCACUGACUACCUCAUUAAAGCUCAUCCCCAACCCCAUGUCCUCUAUGGAGAGGUGGGAGAUGGGGACACAGACCACUACUGUUGGCAAAGGCCUGAGGAAAUGACAACCUCAAGGCAGGCCUACAAGAUCGACCCAAGCAACCCUGGAUCCGACCUCGCCGGCGAGACCGCAGCCGCCAUGGCCGCCGCCUCCCUCGUCUUCCGCCACUCCAACCCUUCCUACGCUAAUGAGCUCCUCACCCAUUCCCAGCAGCUAUUCGAGUUUGCGGACAAAUACAGAGGCAAAUACGAUGCCAGCAUCACCGUGGCUCAGAAGUACUACCGAUCUGUCAGUGGAUAUGAUGAUGAGUUGUUGUGGGGUGCAGCAUGGUUGUACAUGGCAACAAACAAUCAGUAUUACUUGAGCUAUCUUGGCAACAAUGGUGAUGCUCUUGGUGGGACAGGUUGGGCCAUGACCGAGUUCGGAUGGGAUGUCAAGUAUGCCGGUGUUCAAACUCUUGUUGCCAAGUUAGUAAUGGGAGGAAAAGCUGGUAAUUAUGCAUCAGUCUUUGAAAAAUACCAGCAAAAUGCAGAGUAUUUCAUGUGUUCAUGCCUCGGAAAGGGCAACCGCAACGUUCAGAAGACUCCCGGAGGCCUUAUUUUCCAGCAAAGUUGGAACAACCUGCAGUUUGUGACCAGUUCUUCUUUCCUCCUUACUGUUUACUCCGACUAUCUCACCUCAGCUGCGAAAAACCUCAACUGUGCUUCUGGCACUGUCUCUCCAUCUGAGCUUCUUUCAUUUGCAAAAUCUCAGGUGGACUAUAUUCUUGGAGACAACCCAAGAGCUACAAGUUACAUGGUGGGUUAUGGAAGCAACUACCCAAGUCAAGUUCAUCACAGAGCUGCGUCGAUUGUGUCCAUGAAGGUUGACCCUACAUUCGUUACUUGCCGAGGAGGUUAUGGCACUUGGUUUAGCAGGAAGGCAAGUGAUCCAAAUACCCUAACCGGUGCUGUUGUUGGUGGACCUGAUGCUUAUGACAACUUUGCCGAUCAAAGAGACAAUUAUGAGCAAACAGAGCCAGCUACAUAUAACAAUGCUCCUCUUCUUGGCAUAUUAGCAAGACUACAUGGUGGUCAUAGCGGCUAUAACCAGCUCCUUCCAGUGACCCUUCCAGCUCAUAAAACCCUGCCAAGCCCAGCUCCAGUACCCAAAAACGCACCACCACAAGGUUCAUCUUCUGUCCCCAUUGCCAUUGAACAGAAGAUGACAACUUCAUGGAAUGCCUACGGCAAAACUUACUACAGAUAUUCAACAAUCGUGACCAACAAGUCUGCUAAGACACUGAACAGUCUCAAUCUUUCGAUAUCCAAGCUAUAUGGUCCUCUAUGGGGCCUCACAAAGUCCGGUGAUUCAUAUGGUUUUCCAGCAUGGAUCAACUCUUUAUCUGCUGGAAAGAGCCUCGAGUUUGUUUACAUCCAUCCCGCCUCUCAAGCUGAUAUUUCAGUCUCAAGCUACAAUUUGGUCUGAGGAAAUAAGAGGUUCACACGGUAUUCUGAAAUUUGUAAUGCAAGAUUGUGCAGCUAUACAAGAUGUGCAGUCCAGAAAGGUCUUUCUUUUUAGUAGUAAUUUUUCAAUUACUUGUUGAAUUGGAAUGAGUAGGUUUUAGAUAGACUUACGUAAAUAAGGUUGAAGAUGGGAGGAAGAAAGGAGUGAAGAGACAAUUAAACAAGUGUGCUCAUCCUCUUUCACCUCCACUUCAUUGGUUACAUAUAUAGAUUUGAGAGAGAGCAGCAGUGAAAGAGUGAGAAGUGAAGAAAAUCAAUUGUUGAUGAAAUCGGAGUCUUUGUUUCUUUGUACUUCAACACAGCUUUGAAUUUUAUUUUUUCUUUCCAUCUUUUUUUUUUCUUUCUU
Messenger RNA from Camellia sinensis, 2492 nucleotides. It is a transcript of the gene GH9C2, whose product is annotated as glycosyl hydrolase 9C2. Gene Ontology annotation, biological process: carbohydrate metabolic process. The record is from RefSeq and is a predicted model, not a curated record. Gene Ontology annotation, molecular function: carbohydrate binding; hydrolase activity, hydrolyzing O-glycosyl compounds. NCBI's taxonomy places the organism in Eukaryota, Viridiplantae, Streptophyta, Magnoliopsida, Ericales, Theaceae.